Linum trigynum is the source of this 1509-nucleotide messenger RNA. The record is from the annotation of a GenBank genome assembly. Lineage: Eukaryota; Viridiplantae; Streptophyta; Magnoliopsida; Malpighiales; Linaceae.
AAAUAACAACCUAGCUACUAACCAGCCACAAGUGCUUCUAACUACCCAUGCACAUCCCCGUAAUGGUGGAGUGCUUUAUUCUCCUAACAAAUCACAACUACUUCGCAAUAAUAAUGGAACUUAACAGAACUGAUAAACUAUUCGUUGGCAAGCAGCACCGACUAAAAUGCGAUCUAAUAGUGGACCAAGCUCGUGCUGGGCCGUCUUGGUCGAGUUGAUCGGCGGGGAGGCCCAUCAUUGUGACGGCGGGGAGGCCCAUCAUUGUGACGUAGCGUCUGAGGUCCAUCAAUACCCCCCUGUUGAGCAGCGGACUCGUCCUCGAGGCCGAGCCGGAGGAAACGAUCGUUGAAGACGGACGCCAGCUCUCAGGUUGCGUCAUCCUCCGAUAAGUGGAGCCAUUUGACCAGCACUUCUUCCACAAUGCGACCCCCACAUCGCGUCCAGCGAGUAUCCAAAAUAGCUUGGGGAUGAAGAAAUAACGAACCAUCCUCCACAACGGGGGGCAACUCCGUACUGGGAACCGGUGAAGGGGAAUGGCACGGACGCAGAAGGGAGACGUGGAAGACAGGAUGAAUACGACUGCCGGGAGGAAGAGCGAGGCGGUACGCCACUUGCCCAAUGCGCUCGAUGAUGGCGUAAGGCCCGAAAUAGCGACAAGCAAGUUUUUGGGAGGCCCGACGAAAGACCGAAUGCUGACGGUAGGGAUGGAGCUUCAAGUAGACCAAGUCGCCAACAGCAAAUGUCAAGUCACGGUGACCACUAUCAGCCUGCUGCUUCAUGCGGUUUUGGGCCUCGCGGAGAUUGAGCUAGAGUUCAUCGAGGAUAGCAUUGCGGUCGAGGAGUGCCUGAUCGACCUCAUGGACCGAUGUGGAACCAGGCCUGUAGAAUGGAAUGAGAGGGGGAAGGCGACCGUACAACGCUUUAAACGGAGGCAUACCUGCUGCGCUGUGGAAGGAGCUGUUGUACCAGAGCUCAGCCCAAGGGAGGAACAUGAGCCAACGGCGAGGGUGCUGGUUCGUGAAACAGCGGAGGAAUUGUUCGAGGCAACGGUUGACGACCUCGGUUUGCCCAUCCGUUUGGGGAUGAUAGGCGGAGGACAUGGCGAGUUGGGUACCGGAGAGUCGGAACAACUCACGCUAGAAGUUGCUGGUGAAGGCCCGAUCGCGGUCGCUAACAAUCGAACGUGGAAGACCAUGGAGGCGGACGACCCCAGCCAGGAAAGCAUCAGCAACCGAACGGGCUGUGUAAGGGUGCGAAAGCGGCAGAAAGUGGGCCGAUUUCGUGAGCCUAUCGACCACCACCAGAACCACCGUUUUGCCAUUGGAGGAAGGAAGCCCGUCGAUGAAAUCCAUCGAAAUAUCUUCCCAAACCUGGGUGGGAAUCGGUAGGGGUUGGAGGAGACCUGCCGGAGAGAGAGAUUGAGCCUUGGCGCGUUGACAAAUAUCACAAGCGCGCACAAAGCGCUUCACAUCUUCCAGCAUCGACGGCCAAUAGAACUGAGCAGCCAAG